UAAUACAUUUAAUAUUGAUCGUCAUUUUGUUGGUGAUUAUAAUGAGCUUAUUUCGAAAAAUAUGGCUACCGUUUUACGAAAAUCAUUAAUUUCGAAACGUAAAAAAAAUAUAACAGCAACAACUUUAACAACAAUAUCACCAUCAUCAUCAACAACAUUGGUCAAUGUGAUUGGUCGUUGUUUUGAACCAUAUGGUUGUUUUCGUAUAACCGAACCAUUUCGUACCAUAUACAGGCCAAUAAAUCUAAUACCUGAACCACCGAAUGCAAUUAAAAUUGCCUUUUAUCUUCGAACCAGAAAUAAUCCAACAUUAGCUGAACGUUUACCAUAUAGUCAUACAAAUGAAUUUCUUAUUUCAAAAUAUUUUCGACCAGAAUCUGAUUUAAAGAUAAUCAUACAUGGAUAUUUAGAGAGUAGUGAUGAAUAUUGGGUUAAUGAAAUGAGUAUGGCAUUAUUGAAUCAUGAUGAUCUUAAUGUUAUAUCAGUUGAUUGGAUGCUUGGUGCUUCACCACCAUAUAGUCAAGCAGUUGCCAAUACCAGAUUAGUUGGUGCAAUGAUUGCACAUUUGAUCAAAAUUAUUCAGAAAAGCUAUCCAAAUCAAUUUCCCAGCAAUCGAAUUCAUAUUAUUGGUCAUAGUCUUGGUGCACAUGUUGCCGGUUAUAUUGGUGAAAUUAUUACUAAUUUAGGUCAUAUUACAGGUCUCGAUCCAGCUGAACCAUAUUUUCAAUAUACAGAUCCAGCUGUACGGCUUGAUCCAAAUGAUGCUGAAUUUGUUGAUAUUAUACAUUCAGAUGUUGCAAGUAUUAUGUCCGGUGGUUUUGGUAUGAGUCAAUCAUGUGGUCAUGUUGAUUUUUAUCCAAAUGGUGGUAUUGAACAACCUGGUUGUAAAAGUCAAACAUCAAUAAAAAAUGUUGUCGAUUAUAUAAGUAAAGAGAAAAAUAUUUUUGAUGGUUAGUUUUACAAAAAUAUAUGUUAAACUUA
Messenger RNA from Dermatophagoides pteronyssinus (European house dust mite), 981 nucleotides. RefSeq lists its product as uncharacterized. The record is from RefSeq and is a predicted model, not a curated record. Lineage: Eukaryota; Metazoa; Arthropoda; Arachnida; Sarcoptiformes; Pyroglyphidae. Gene Ontology annotation, biological process: lipid catabolic process. Gene Ontology annotation, molecular function: triacylglycerol lipase activity.